Molecule: messenger RNA, 714 nt
Organism: Mycosarcoma maydis (corn smut)
Lineage: Eukaryota; Fungi; Basidiomycota; Ustilaginomycetes; Ustilaginales
Exons: 1
Coding region: 1-714 (237 amino acids)
Source: RefSeq, a predicted model, not a curated record
AUGCCGACUACAUCGAUCUCCGCUUCUACAGUUUCGACGUCAACUGUGUCGCUCUUUGCACCUGGCGUCGACCAGAUGAUCAAUAGCCUCGAGCGUUCCAUGACCAAGCUCGACGGCGAUGUUUCCAUCCGCUUCAAGCCCACUCCACUCGCCACCACCACAGCACCUGAUGGGGCUGCCGCGACUGUAUGGAAUGUCCGCGCACACGAAUACGCAUCGAUCAACGGCUACACAACCAGCAUCAUCGAAGAUCAAAAGUUUCUCGAAUCGCACAACUACUUUUCCGCCCAAGAUCAAUCAGGUGCUCACCUCGAGUGCCACUUCGACCACAUCAACGCUCCUGCUACCUGUGUCAACCGCCAGCCAAAGCAUCAUCGCACUUUCACUAGCACAUUUAAACAUGCACGCCCGUUUGCUACCGCUUUCCACAAACAUGUAGUCAAACCUCAGAGCAGCUCGACGACAUCGUCAUCAACAUCCGUAUCAGCGGCAAUCAAACAAUCCACAGCAUCAGAGGCCGCAGCUGUGGCACAGACCAUAGCGCCAGUCGUACAGGUGCAGAGCGAUGAUAGCACCGCCGCGACGGGGAGCUCGGCCGGAUCCAGCACGAGGAUGAACUCUACUUCGGGCGCAUCAACAAAGGUCAAGACGCUGCCGGUGCUGCUUGGUGUCACUGGUGUGCUCCUGGCUGCUGUGCUCGUAUUUCAGCCAUGA